AAUAUCUAUUAAAGGCAUUAGUAUAUGUCAGUACAGCAUUCACACAUGUAAACAAUCCAUUCAUCGAAGAAAAAGUGUACCCACCUAUAGCUGAUUGGCAUAAGAUGAUAGAUGUGGCCGAGUCAUUAGAUGAGCAUACUUUGAACAUUUUUACAGCUAAAUGUUUAGAUUACGUUCCCAACACGUAUACUUUUUCGAAAAACCUAGCAGAGAGUGUAAUACAGGAAUAUUCUUCCUCCUUACCUUGCGCGAUUGUAAGACCGUCCAUGGUGUAUCCAUCGCUAAAAGAACCAAUGCCAGGAUGGAUAGACAACGUUUAUGGGCCAAUAGGACUUGCUAUUGGUGGCGGAAAAGGAAUAAUACGAAUAGGAUAUUGUAAUAAAUAUACUGUUGAAGAUACAGUACCAGUGGACAUUGUCACUAAAGCUAUAUUAGUCGUCUCUUGGAAGCUUGGAUUGACUAAUUUUACAGCAGGUUUCACAUUUGUUUUAAACUGUACAAGCCAAACACCUAUGACACAUCAAAACGUUAUAAAGUUGUGUAGACCUAUAUUAACUGAAGUGCCUGUGGAAGGAAUGGUCUGGACUACUAGCCAAACAAUAACUGAUAAUUUUACUCUGUAUUAUAUAUUAACUAUUUUAUUGCAUAUCUUGCCAGCUAUGUUAAUAGAUAUGAUUUUAAAAUUCUCUGGACGUCGACCUAUUCUAGUACGACUGCAGAGAAAACUGUAUGUGGUCAAUCGAGCCUUGGGAUAUUAUGGAUGUAAUGAAUGGAAAUUCAGCAAUGUAAAUAGUUUGACUCUGAUGUCCUCAAUAUCACCUGAUGACUGGAAUAUGUUUUCUUUCGAUUAUUCCAAUUUUAAUUCUAAGGAGUAUUACAAGUAAGUAUAUUAUAUUUUUUAUU
This is a messenger RNA of Temnothorax curvispinosus, 903 nucleotides long. RefSeq names its product fatty acyl-CoA reductase wat-like. The transcript is spliced from 5 exons. Gene Ontology annotation, biological process: long-chain fatty-acyl-CoA metabolic process. NCBI's taxonomy places the organism in Eukaryota, Metazoa, Arthropoda, Insecta, Hymenoptera, Formicidae. Bases 105 to 884 code for a protein of 259 amino acids. The record is from RefSeq and is a predicted model, not a curated record. Gene Ontology annotation, molecular function: alcohol-forming very long-chain fatty acyl-CoA reductase (NADP+) activity. Gene Ontology annotation, cellular component: peroxisome.